GUCAGGUCGAGAAACAAGACAUGCGCGGAUAUUGUUAUAAGAAGGAGUAGGCAUGGUUUUCGCCGCUUUUGAAAAUGAUGGCUGGCAUCGUGCCACCAAGCAAAAAUCCUAAUCGACGACGCAAAUCAUUCACCUGCGUUAAUACUUAGAAGUAUCUCGCCAGAAUAGCCGCAGAAGUAGGCCAGCGAUUCUGUUCACUCUCAAAACUGUACUGUUGAGAAUGAGGUAUCGCAAGCAUGGCUCGAUGGACCAUCAGCAGCAAAUUGAGCCGGGUGCUUCAGACAAGCAACAUGUGCCAUUCCGCAACAGGAUUACUCGCAUAACAUGGGGCUGGUUCCCGUGCACGAUGUCUACUGGAGCAAUGGCAAGUCUCCUCAGCCAACAACCAUUUACCUUUCGAGGGCUGGAGACAAUAGGAAAGGUGGUCUUCGUCCUUGAUAUCGUCCUCUUUGUCACCUUUACCUGCAUGAUCUUGGCACGAUUCCUACUCAAGCCUCAGGCAUUCAUAAAGAGUCUCCAUCACCCGUCUGAAAGCUUUUUCUUUGGAUCAUUCUGGGUUUCCGUUGCACUGAUCCUCUAUGGCGUAGCGGCGUAUGGAAUCCCUGGUCUGGCUAAUGAUAAUGUCUGGCUUAUCAAAGCAGUGCAAGUACUAUUCUGGAUGUACAUUGCCUCCGCAACACUUGUUGCGGUCUUCCAGUAUGACAUUAUUUUCCAUACUGAGAGGCUGGAUAUUAACGAGGCGUUGCCGGCUUGGAUCCUGCCAGCAUAUCCUUUCCUAGUAUCUGGCCCUCUUGCUGCGCAGGUUGCCAAGACCCAGCCUGAUCUGAGCGCUACACAGAUUAUCAUUGCGGGAAUAGCUGGGCAAGGGCUUGGAUGGAUGUUGUCGCUGCUCAUGUAUAGCGUGUUCUAUGCACGGCUGAUUCAGGGCGAGAUGCCGCCCCCAAGUACCAGACCCGGUAUGUAUGUGUCUGUCGGCCCGGCGGCGUACACUUGCGCGGGUCUCAUAUCCUUGGGCCAGCAAGCUAAGAGCCGACUGCCUGAGGGAUUUGCUGGAAUCAGUUCACUAGAUAUCGGUGAUCUUUGGCUUGCGUUAGCUUUGCCCGCCGGGCUGUUUCUAUGGAUGUUCGCCAUCUGGUUUUCGGCACUAACGACACUAUCUCUGAUUCAAGGGAUCAAGAAGAUGGAAUUCAGUUUACAGUGGUGGGCAUUCGUCUUCCCAAAUGCUGGAUUGACGAUUGCGACGAUACAAAUCGGCAACCUCCUUGACAGCGAUGGCAUCAAGGGCGUGGCGGCGGGCUUGACGGUCAUAUUGGCUGUUCUGUGGAUCCUUUGCGCGGUCCUUCAUAUUCGGGCCGUGUGGCGGUACGACGUUCUAUGCCCUGGCAAAGAUCAGGGCGUAGAUGCCGUUAAUGAGAGCGGAAAACUGAUUUCGUAAUAUAGAGUUAACCUAGAUAAGAUGGAGUAACAGAGAUUAAGGUUGAUGAAAUAAG
Truncatella angustata is the source of this 1490-nucleotide messenger RNA. RefSeq names its product voltage-dependent anion channel. NCBI's taxonomy places the organism in Eukaryota, Fungi, Ascomycota, Sordariomycetes, Amphisphaeriales, Sporocadaceae. Gene Ontology annotation, biological process: malate transmembrane transport. Gene Ontology annotation, cellular component: membrane. Gene Ontology annotation, molecular function: malate transmembrane transporter activity. The transcript has a single exon. The coding region runs from base 221 to 1435 and encodes 404 amino acids. The record is from RefSeq and is a predicted model, not a curated record.